Molecule: messenger RNA, 2127 nt
Organism: Lactuca sativa (garden lettuce)
Lineage: Eukaryota; Viridiplantae; Streptophyta; Magnoliopsida; Asterales; Asteraceae
Product: 3-hydroxy-3-methylglutaryl coenzyme A reductase 2-A
Biological process (GO): coenzyme A metabolic process; sterol biosynthetic process; isoprenoid biosynthetic process
Cellular component (GO): peroxisomal membrane; endoplasmic reticulum membrane
Molecular function (GO): protein binding; hydroxymethylglutaryl-CoA reductase (NADPH) activity
Source: RefSeq, a predicted model, not a curated record
UCCUUCUCCUCUCACACCAUCUCUACUCGAACCAUUUUCUGCUGCAGCACCUUCCGUCCUUGCCUUUUUCACCGCAAAAAUGGACGUUCGCCGGCGUCCAGUCAAGCGACACCUCCAACGAUCCUUAAAACAACAAGAUUCCGGCGAAUUCCUCAAGCACAAUGACCAAGCAAAAGCUUCCGACGUCCUCCCACUCCCACUUUACCUCACAAAUGGCCUUUUUUUCACCAUGUUUUUCUCUGUCAUGUACUUCCUCCUUCAACGUUGGCGCGAGAAGAUUAGAACCUCCACUCCUCUCCAUGUCGUCACCUUCUCGGAGAUGGCUGCUUUAGUCUCCCUCCUCGCCUCCUUCAUCUACCUCCUCGGCUUCUUCGGUUUCGACUUCAUAAAAUCCAUUCUCCGCCCUUCUCCGGCAUCAUGGAUAAUCGAAGAUGAUAACAUGGAGGAAGAUAAGCCUGUGAAGCCAUGUGGGCAGGCGUUGAUUCCACACAUUUCGCCAACCAAUCCCACGACAGAAACGGAGGUGGAGAGGAAGAAACCACCGCCGACAUUUGAGUACAACUCGGAGGAGAACGAGGAGAUUAUAAAGAAGGUGGUGGCGGGUUCCAUCCCUUCCUACUCUCUUGAGUCAAAUUUGGGUGACUGCAAGCGUGCGGCGGUGGUACGGCGGGAAGCUCUUGAAAGGAUCACCGGAAAAUCCUUAGCUGGGAUGCCACUUGAAGGGUUUGAUUACGAGUCCAUAUUAGGACAGUGUUGCGAGAUGCCGGUGGGGUAUAUUCAGAUUCCGGUGGGGAUUGCAGGGCCAUUGCUGCUUAAUGGAGCAGAGUUUUCUGUGCCAAUGGCGACGACGGAGGGGUGUUUGGUGGCUAGCACCAACAGAGGAUGCAAAGCUAUCUAUGUGUCGGGUGGUGCCACCUGCAUGUUGCUGAGAGACGGGAUGACCAGAGCGCCGGUGGUUAGGUUCGGCAGUGCCAAGAGGGCGGCGGAGUUGAAGCUUUUCUUGGAGGAUCCGGAGAACUUCGACACUCUUGCUGUCGUAUUUAACAAAUCUAGCAGAUUCGGCAAACUACAAAGCAUCAAAUGUGCGAUUGCUGGCAAGAACUUAUAUAUUAGGUUUUGCUGCAUCACUGGUGAUGCCAUGGGGAUGAACAUGGUCUCAAAGGGUGUCCAAAAUGUUCUUGAUUACCUUCAGACCGAUUACCCCGACAUGGACGUUAUGGGAAUUUCUGGAAACUAUUGCUCCGACAAGAAACCAGCAGCGGUGAACUGGAUAGAAGGGCGUGGCAAGUCUGUGGUUUGUGAGGCUGUGAUCAAUGAAGAAGUGGUGAAGAAGGUGCUGAAAACGACCGUGGCUAGUUUGGUUGAGUUGAACAUGGUCAAGAAUCUGACAGGAUCCGCCAUGGCUGGUGCACUUGGUGGGUUCAAUGCGCAUGCUAGCAAUAUAGUUUCGGCUAUAUAUAUAGCCACCGGUCAAGACCCAGCUCAGAAUGUGGAGAGUUCUCACUGCAUCACUAUGAUGGAAGCCAUUAACGAUGGCAAAGACCUUCAUGUCUCUGUCACCAUGCCUUCCAUUGAGGUUGGGACAGUUGGAGGAGGGACACAGUUGGCAUCACAGGCAGCAUGCUUGAAUCUAUUGGGAGUGAAAGGUGCAAGCAAAGAAGAACCAGGGUCGAACGCAAGGGUGUUAGCCACCAUAGUAGCUGGCUCAGUUCUUGCUGGGGAAUUGUCUUUGAUGUCGGCAAUUGCAGCUGGGCAGCUUGUCAAGAGCCACAUGAAAUACAAUAGAUCUACCAGAGAUAUGACCAAAUUAGCCACUUAGUCCUUCAUGUUCUUUGUGGUUUAUGUUGUAUUUGCAAGAAUUUGUAAUAAAAGUUGUCACACAAAACGCGAUUAAUUUGGAGAUGAAAAACAAAGAAUACGUAGUAUUAUUGUUUUGUUUUUCAUGAACAUGCCAUGAGAAACAUUCUUCUCGUAGGUGUAUAAUUAAAGGUGACGACGGUGGUGAUGGAGGCCGUAAUAGUGUUGCCCGGGGAGAAGGAGAUCAGGGCUAUAUAUACAGAUAUGUAGCAUGGUGUUGGUUUUCAAUGUUGGUUGUGAAUUAUUGCAUUAUCUUCUUCAUUUGUGGUC